AUGAAGACAAAGCUGACCUCAGUAACCUACCUCGGUUACACGGCCAUGGACAGGCGGUUUUCCAACUCUAUGCUGCCGUGGCUCCUGCGAGAGAUACGAGCUACUGGUAUCAGAGAUAAGUUAAGCAUAGCGGUGGAAGACGGUUGCCUUAAGGCAUACAAUGGGAACUUUGAACCGGUGAUAAUACACAGAUUAGUGGAUAUACUCAGGGCCAGUCAGGUGCCGGGACGGCCUGAGGAGUUGUUUUACAUAUUCCUCAAUGAGAAGGAGGGCUUGCUGCAGUGUUAUCUGUUUAGAGCGAACACCGUAGUAGAGGUAAGUGGCUAA
Parnassius apollo (apollo) is the source of this 327-nucleotide messenger RNA. The record is from the annotation of a GenBank genome assembly. Lineage: Eukaryota; Metazoa; Arthropoda; Insecta; Lepidoptera; Papilionidae.